GUGAGCUGUAGCCACUAACCUUUCCAGCCUCACAUCAGCUGGAUCACACUCAUCUUGACAGGAUGUAAAUAUGAACUUUCCAGCUACAAUGCUGAUAUUAUAAUCUUGUAGGAGCUCUAUAAGAGCAGGUUUGUAAUUCAGUUGUAUGGGUGCUUGAAUAUAGCAAAUACAUUACCAGAUUUAACACAUUGAACCAAAGGAUCAUCACUCUGAAGAAAAACGUUACUAUGAACUAAAUUUCCACAAGAAGCACAGAGCCAAAAUGAGCUCCUACUUGGACUAUGUCGUUGCUAAAGCUAAAGAGAUCAAAAAUGCAGAAAAGGUUCUCAGGAUUUAUUCUCGUUGCACUUCAGGUUCGUACAAAUACUGGGAAUCAACAAUAUUAGAGCAUCCUUGUACUUUUGAGACACUGGCCAUGGAUCCAACGGAGAAGAAAAUGAUCAUGGACGAUUUGGAUAGGUUUGUGAGGAGGAAAGAGUUCUAUAAGAAGGUUGGGAAGGCGUGGAAAAGAGGCUACUUGUUAUAUGGUCCGCCUGGUACUGGCAAAUCCAGCUUGAUUGCAGCCAUGGCAAAUUACCUCAACUACAAUAUAUAUGAUUUGGAGCUGACAAGCAUCUCCAACAAUUCUGAUUUGAGGCAUUCUUUGCUGUCCACCACCAAUCGCUCUAUUUUGAUAAUUGAGGACAUUGAUUGCUCCUUGGAUAUACAGAACCGGGAAAAAGAGGAGGAAUCAGAUGAGCAAGUGCUUGUCCUUACUAAGGACAAGAACGAACUAAAGCAACAGACUGUGACACUGUCGGGGCUACUGAACUUCAUUGAUGGCCUGUGGUCAAGCUGUGGUGAUGAGAGAAUCAUUGUGUUCACCACCAACUACAAGGAUAAACUAGACCCUGCAUUGUUGCGGCCAGGACGAAUGGAUGUGCAUAUACACAUGUCAUAUUGCACUGUGAAUGGAUUCAAGAUCCUGGCUUCUAGGUACCUUGACAUUCAUGAUCAUCCUCUCUUUGCAGAAAUUGAAGGGUUGAUGCAGACCACAGAGGUCACCCCGGCACAGGUAGCUGGGCAGCUACAGGUGAGUUAUGAUGCUGAUGUUGCUCUUGCAGCGCUGGUGAAAUUCAUCAAGGAAAAGAAGGAGGAGGAUGAGAAGAAGGAGAAGGAAAAAAAGAAAGAAGCACAAGCAAAGAAACUAAGGAGAAAAAGGUUGCUGGCUCUUUUUCAGAAGAUCAAGGAAAUUACAUAAUACAUAGGCCUCAAUAGCACUGCUAUCAUCUGUACUCUUUAUCUACUUAUAAAUAAAUCUCUCUCUCUUUAUUAACUUAUGUCAUCAGAACUCAUGAUAAUCAUGUUUCAAUGUGUAGAAUCUGAUAAUUUAAUCUAAUCAAGCUCAUAAAUUGAACAUUAAAACACGCGGUAGAUUAAUGCUUCUAUUUUCUAACUUAUGUCGACCAUUUACAAGGUAAAAUCUGUUUUU
Messenger RNA from Rosa chinensis, 1471 nucleotides. RefSeq names its product AAA-ATPase At3g50940. Gene Ontology annotation, molecular function: ATP binding; ATP hydrolysis activity. The coding region runs from base 263 to 1240 and encodes 325 amino acids. The transcript has a single exon. The record is from RefSeq and is a predicted model, not a curated record. NCBI's taxonomy places the organism in Eukaryota, Viridiplantae, Streptophyta, Magnoliopsida, Rosales, Rosaceae.